AUGUCGGAACUGGGCGUAACCGUCGGAUACAUAUGUGCGGAUGUCGCGGCGAGGGUCAGCUGCGAAGUCUCGCUGGAUGAGGAGCACACCCCCCUCCCGCAGCAGGAGCAUGACAGCAACUGUUACACAUUCGGCAAGAUUGGCUCACACAAAGUGGCCAUUUGUUCCCCAUGGGACGAAGUCAGCUGCGAAAGUAGCGUAGCAGACAUGAUGUUCAGCUUUCCUUCCAUCAAGUUGCUGGUGCUGGUCAACAGCAAAGCCGGUGCUGUGCCGCGUGCUGUUGGCGAGGUCGUCCGCGUCGGCGAUGUGGUUAUUGCACAGAAACUCGCCAAGUGGGACUGCAACGGUGAUCUGGUUGAGAUGGGCCUUUCACAAGCCUCUGGUCUCCCCGCCACCGCCGACAUGAUCACUGGUCGGCAGUGGUCGCUGAAGGAGGACAUCAAAGAGCUUAUUUUGAACAACAAGAAAUGGGCCAAACAAUGCAAGCGUCCUAUCGGAGAGGACAUAGACAAGUUGGACGAAAUCAUUGGCCCCCGGGAUGAACCCGACUCUGUGGCUUACCGCGAUGGGCUGGUCAUAUCAAACAAUACAUAUCCGGAAAACGCGAUUUCAAGGGACUCCAUUGCCGAUCCGGAGACGUUUCAAUCUGCGAGUGUUGUCUGUUUCGACCACGGUCAAACGGCAGGUCUCCAACUGAGAGGGCAGUGGCUGAAUGUCGACGCGGUGUCUGUGCUUGGCGUAUCGAACUAUUGCGAUGAAGAUUCGAAGAAGGAUCGGAGCAAGUGGAAGGGUUAUUCUUCUAUGGCUGCGGCUGCUUGCGCAAGAAAGAUUGUGAGGGGAUUAGUUACUGAGACUUAG
Colletotrichum karsti is the source of this 858-nucleotide messenger RNA. RefSeq lists its product as uncharacterized. Lineage: Eukaryota; Fungi; Ascomycota; Sordariomycetes; Glomerellales; Glomerellaceae. The record is from RefSeq and is a predicted model, not a curated record. Gene Ontology annotation, molecular function: catalytic activity. Bases 1 to 858 code for a protein of 285 amino acids. Gene Ontology annotation, biological process: nucleoside metabolic process. The transcript has a single exon.